This is a messenger RNA of Manis pentadactyla (Chinese pangolin), 1895 nucleotides long. It is a transcript of the gene CDKL1, whose product is annotated as cyclin dependent kinase like 1. Bases 240 to 1298 code for a protein of 352 amino acids. The record is from RefSeq and is a predicted model, not a curated record. The transcript is spliced from 10 exons. Gene Ontology annotation, molecular function: cyclin-dependent protein serine/threonine kinase activity; ATP binding. Gene Ontology annotation, cellular component: nucleus. Gene Ontology annotation, biological process: protein phosphorylation. Lineage: Eukaryota; Metazoa; Chordata; Mammalia; Pholidota; Manidae.
GCCUGUGGGAAAUAAGAAAAUAAGACCCGAAAUUAGAACCGGGGAAGCCUUCAGCCUUCCCCGUCUGCAGCCAGCUCAUGUGUCUCAGAUCGGAUGAACCAUAACAUUUUAAAAGAUAGAUUGUCUUAUAACUGGGUCCUUGGCAAAGACCCAUCGUUGAGCGGGGCUCUAGUGCGGGCUGUCCUGCCAAUAAUUUAUAAGCGACAUUUUCAAACUAUGUGAAGAUUUAUUCCUCUGUGAUGGAGAAGUAUGAAAAAAUUGGGAAAAUUGGCGAAGGAUCCUAUGGGGUGGUUUUCAAAUGCAGGAACAGGGACACGGGUCAGAUUGUGGCCAUCAAGAGGUUUCUGGAAUCAGAAGAUGACCCUGUCAUAAAGAAAAUCGCCCUUCGAGAAAUCCGCAUGCUCAAGCAACUCAAGCACCCCAACCUUGUCAACCUUAUUGAAGUCUUCAGGAGGAAGCGGAGGCUUCACCUGGUGUUCGAGUACUGUGCCCACACGGUCCUGCAUGAGCUGGACAGAUACCAGAGAGGGGUACCAGAACAUCUCGUGAAGAGCAUAACUUGGCAGACAUUGCAAGCAGUAAAUUUUUGCCAUAAACACGACUGCAUACAUAGAGACGUGAAGCCAGAAAAUAUCCUCAUCACAAAACAUUCAGUGAUUAAGCUUUGUGACUUUGGGUUUGCUCGGCUUUUGACUGGACCAGAUGCCUACUACACAGACUACGUGGCUACCAGGUGGUACCGCUCCCCAGAGCUUUUGGUGGGGGAUACACAGUAUGGCCCUCCAGUAGAUGUUUGGGCAAUUGGCUGUGUCUUUGCUGAGCUGCUGUCAGGGGUGCCUCUGUGGCCAGGACAGUCAGAUGUGGAUCAGCUCUAUCUGAUUAGGAAAACCUUGGGAGAUCUCAUUCCUAGGCACCAGCAAGUAUUUAGCACAAAUCAGUACUUCAGUGGAGUGAAAAUUCCAGACCCUGAAGAUAUGGAACCACUUGAAUUAAAAUUUCCAAACAUCUCUUAUCCUGCCCUGGGGCUCUUAAAGGGCUGUCUCCACAUGAACCCAGCUGAGAGACUGACGUGUGAACAGCUGCUGAGGCAAACAUAUUUUGACAGCAUCAGAGAAAUAGGGGAUUCACCAAAAGAGCAUGACAGACCAUCGAGGAAGACUCUCAGACAGAGCCGAAAGCACCUGCCUGGGUUGCAGUGCCUACCUCAGCUGACGAGCAGCAGCAUCCUUCCAGCUUUGGAUAAUAAGAAGUACUACUGUAAUAUGAAGAAACUUAACUACCAUUUUCCAAAUAUUUAAGGAGCUUAGAGAUUGAUGAUUAAAAAGGAAUUGAUCCAUAAUUUGAAAAAAUAAAACAUUUGAAAGCAAUCACAGUGUUGAAAAAACAUCAAGAUAGGAAACAAGUGACAAACUGGGGUAGGCCACUUGGCAAGGUAUGAAGGGAAAUUUGGGAGGGAGCAUUCCAUGCUUGACCAUGGUAUCCAGAACAGGAAGGAAAAGCCCACUUGCAUUUUCACUUGUAUUUUUGCGGCAUCUAAGUAUCUGAGCUCAUGGACAGAAUAUAAACUGUGUCUACUGCCCAUACCUCUGGCAAAAUCAGAGAUGUAAAAAAGAUUUAUACUUCAGUCAUACCGCACAGAACAUACCGGACAGAACAAGUGAAAAAUGGAUUACAAACUGCCCUGGUGUAUUUCCUCAGAUCUCUGUUACCUCAAGUCCUAUCUUCUGCCUUUUCAGAUUCUCUCACCAUCAUAUGUAUGGGGUUUUGGUUCUUGAAAUCAGAAUGUUUAAAAUUCCAUUUAUUGCUUGGUUUUUAUAUUUUAAAACAUUUGUUGGAAUAUUUAAGAGUUCAGAAUAUUUAAAAUAUGUGGAUUAAAAGACUAAUUUAUCUGCUUA